Messenger RNA from Solenopsis invicta (red fire ant), 1328 nucleotides. RefSeq lists its product as uncharacterized. The record is from RefSeq and is a predicted model, not a curated record. The transcript has 6 exons. Lineage: Eukaryota; Metazoa; Arthropoda; Insecta; Hymenoptera; Formicidae. The coding region runs from base 62 to 826 and encodes 254 amino acids.
GACUGCUCAAAAAUUCUUUUAAUCUAUAAUAUAUAUAAAUAAAUCUUAUUACAAUUAAAUUAUGUUUUUUUCAGAUGCUCGGAGAGCAUGUUGCAUCCUGAUAGAUACUGUUGCAGAUGGAUUAAAGUAUGCAUUAGAUACGAACGAAACUGAACAGGAAAAGAUAAAAACGACAGACAAAAAUAAUCAAAAUAAAGAGCUAAGAAUACAAGAACUAUAUCGAAAAGUAUAUGAAGAAGAUACAAGAGAUCAUGAACAAAAAUACAUUAAUAAAACGAACUUCAACAACAGUAACCAUAAAUCAAUAAAAAAGUGUAAAAGCAAGAAAUUUGGUACAAAGCACACUGUCGAGAGAAAACAUGAACGUCAUCGACAUAAUCGUCAUCAUCUAAAUGUGACUAACGAUGUAUUGUCAGAACCUAAUGCAGCAAUGAUGAAUAACCCACAGCAGACAACGAUAAUUGGUGAGAAAUGCGAAAACGACAAUGUAAUAAUCCUGCAGGAUACUUCUCCGAAAAUAAGAAUUGCAACGUACUCAAUGUUGGAGAAUAAAUUAAAAAAUAAUAUUGAUUCGAGGCAAGAAAAUUCUUUAAACAAGAAAACAGAUUUCAACACUGAUCCAGAAAUUAUUGAUAAAAGUGACACUAGGACAUUCAAGACUCCAUCCCAAAAAGAUGUAAGAGAUAUUGAUACUGAACUUGAUAUUAAAAAAUUGCAAAAUAAACAAAAUUUUGAUUGUAUGCAAAACUAUUCACAAAACAAAAUACGAAAAAUAAAUUACCUGAUGGACUUCAAAAGAGAAAUUGUCGUUUUCAUCAUGAUAUAAAUAGUUUUACCCAGGAUUGUAGUAAAAAUUCAAAAGAACGGGUCAAACCAGUCCUGUUACGAGUUGUAAAUUGGAUUUUUGGUGGUUGCCCAGAGGCAUCGAGACGACAUCGGGAACAGAUCGAUAAAGUCGGAAAGGAAGAAAUUUUCGAGUCCACUAACACGUGGCUCCUCUAAACGAACGAAUUGUAUCUGCAGUAGUAAAGUGCAAGGCUGUCGAUAAACGCAGAGAUCUAUGUCUUUAUCUCACACAGUGUAACAUGGAGAUAAUUGUAAAGUUAUAGUAAAUUGUUAAUCAAUGAUUUUUAGUACUUUAUCGUCGAUUUUUGCAACGUUAAUUUUUAUCGACCUUUUUUUUAAUGUUAUUUGCAAAUACUUGAAGUGAAUUUAUGUAUUCUUUCUAUUCUUUGUCUCUUGAUUUUUCUACUGACAUAAUAAAAUAUAAGUAUAGUUGUAUUGCAAUAUUUAUUUCGUACAUGCAUUUAUACAUAUAUCUAACAACU